Molecule: messenger RNA, 860 nt
Organism: Hypomesus transpacificus
Lineage: Eukaryota; Metazoa; Chordata; Actinopteri; Osmeriformes; Osmeridae
Gene: dnase2b
Product: deoxyribonuclease II beta
Biological process (GO): apoptotic DNA fragmentation
Molecular function (GO): deoxyribonuclease II activity
Source: RefSeq, a predicted model, not a curated record
AUGACUUGUGUUUCUUGUCGAAACGAAGCUGGUGAACCUGUGGAUUGGUUUAUCAUAUACAAAAUGCCCAGAUAUAAAAUUGGAGAUGUGGGGAGUGGGGUUGACUACAUGUACCUGGACUUAUUAUUGGGGAGCUGGCAGCUAAGUAAGUUCACAGUCAACACCAGCCAAGGGGCCUUAGGGAGCAUGCUAAAUCAGAUUUACCUGGGUCAAGGAUACAAGUCCAAUAGUUCUGUCUACACCUUCUACAAUGAUGCUCCUCCAAUCAUGGAAUAUAUCAAAGGCUAUGGCCACACUAAAGGAGUGCUGCUCGUCAACCACUCCCAGGGGUUUUGGCUCAGCCAUAGUAUUCCCCGUUUUCCUUUUCCUGCUGAUAGGGGCUAUCUCUACCCCUUCUCUGGCAAAGUCAACGGCCAAGAUGGCACCGAGGAAACAUCUUUUGGAGUCUGCUUUUGGGUCCACGUUUGCAUUCCUGACAUCGGAGCCACCAUUGGUCUCAGAAAGGAGAAUGGUAGCUCUCCUAUCAGCCAUGGGGGAAAAUUAAUCAGUUUUGCCAAGUCACAGCUUUAUAUUGAUGAUAUCUACACUGGCUGGGUGGCCCAUGUUCUGGACACUGAUCUGCUGUUUGAAACUUGGCAGCGACGGGACUCUGAACUGCUGUCCAACUGCUCUCUCACCAGACAUACCAUGAAUGUGAGAAGGGUCAGCCCCCCUGGGCAGUUAAAAUUCAAGUCCUACUACGAUCAUUCCAAGUGGUGUGUGUCUUUGGAGUUCCAAAACCCAUGGACCUGUUUGGGGGACCUGAACAGAGAGGGGUCCCAGGCAUGGAGGGGUUAGCCUGACGUUGUCAUACUCAUAAU